GAUGCGUACUGUGUGAUGAGCAGAGCUGGCUGGAACGUCGCAUAGCCACAUCGAAAAAGGAGGCAGCGGUGUUUUGGUGCCGGGAGUGGUCUACGUUGCUCCUUAUUCCCUGUGAGCGAGUGUCUUGCACUGCACUACGGGCACCGAAGACAUGCUUACGAGCGCCAGCUGAGCCGUGAUUGGCUGAAAGGGUGGCUACGUUUCUCAGGACAAGUGAGAAGUAGGAUUGUCACAGACAGCCGGGACCAUGGGGACCUUUGCGGGACACGCCCUGCCCGGCACUUUCCUGUUCAUCCUGGGAACUUGGUGGGCUUUUGGCGCCUGGCGCAAUUACGUCCGCAGCCGGAAACACAAGCGACGGUACGCGUGCCGCGCCUGGUACGAGAUGCCAGGCGCGACCAGGCGCAUCUGCUUCGAGGGCAUCGCCAAGAUCGUCACCUGUUCCAUCGGCGUCACGGGAGAGGUGGCAACGGCCUUCAAGGACGGCCACUUCACAGAGAUGGGCAACGCCCAGCACGUCUCCAUGUACCUCUUCUACCUUCUCAGCGGUAUCGUCGACGUCAUGACUAACUGCGGCUUCCCGUUCCCGUCGCACACGGACUACGUGACACUGCUGCUCGCCGUCUCUGUAGAGGGACUACUGUUUCACUUCCAUCUGCACGGUAGACCCCACCUGGACGUACUGGUCCACACGCUCCUGGUCUACACCGUGGCGGCUGAGGCGGCCUGCAUCAUAGUCGAGAUGUGCCGUCCCCGGAGCGUGCUGGCGUCCCUGGGUCGCGCCUACUUUUGCCUAUUGCAGGCGACGUGGUUCUGGCAGGUGGGAUUCAUCCUACACAGCCCGUUUUCGGGGCUUCCGCCCUGGGACGUUCACAGUCACAUGGACAUGAUGCUCGCAGCCAGCGUGUUCACAUGGCACAUGAUGGCCCUGCUGGUGUACCUCGGUGCGGUGGGCUUCGUGGCUUGGGUCGCGUACCGAAUGUGUGGCAGGUGCUGCGAUGACGUGUCGGCGGCGGCGCAGGAAGCCGGUGACUCGCGGUACACGCUGGUGUCUGGAUCGCCGUUGAAACUGGCAAGCCAGGAGGCGUGCGCAGGAGACGGUGGGCUGAUCAUUCACUCAGCUCUCAGUGACUACAGCGAUGACGAUGCAUUCUUCUCCUGAGCUGUUUUCUACGAGCUGCA
Rhipicephalus sanguineus (brown dog tick) is the source of this 1182-nucleotide messenger RNA. RefSeq names its product transmembrane protein 45B. The record is from RefSeq and is a predicted model, not a curated record. Bases 248 to 1162 code for a protein of 304 amino acids. Lineage: Eukaryota; Metazoa; Arthropoda; Arachnida; Ixodida; Ixodidae. The transcript has 2 exons.